Canis lupus familiaris (dog) is the source of this 279-nucleotide messenger RNA. Its product is annotated as 60S ribosomal protein L37a-like. Bases 1 to 279 code for a protein of 92 amino acids. Gene Ontology annotation, molecular function: structural constituent of ribosome. Gene Ontology annotation, cellular component: ribosome. The transcript has a single exon. Gene Ontology annotation, biological process: translation. NCBI's taxonomy places the organism in Eukaryota, Metazoa, Chordata, Mammalia, Carnivora, Canidae. The record is from RefSeq and is a predicted model, not a curated record.
AUGGCUAACCGUACCAAGAAGAUCAGAAUCGUAGGUAAAUACCGAACCCGUUAUGGUGCCUCCCUCAGGAAAAUGGAGAAGAUGAUUGAAAUUAGCCAGCACGCCAAGUACACCUGCUCCUUCUGUGGCAAAACCAAGAUGAAAAGGCGAACUGUGGGCAUCUGGCGUUGUGGCUCCUGCAUGAUGACGGUAGCUGGUGGCACCUGGACGUACAACAGCACUUCUGCCGUCACAGUAAAGUCUGCCAUCAGACGACUAAAGGAGUUGAAAGACCAGUAG